This is a messenger RNA of Hermetia illucens (black soldier fly), 1257 nucleotides long. RefSeq lists its product as uncharacterized. The record is from RefSeq and is a predicted model, not a curated record. The transcript has 2 exons. The coding region runs from base 1 to 1257 and encodes 418 amino acids. NCBI's taxonomy places the organism in Eukaryota, Metazoa, Arthropoda, Insecta, Diptera, Stratiomyidae.
AUGAAAAAAAUUUUCGAAGUAGUUUCGAAGGACUCGCAGCGGGCAUCUUCAAGUUCUGAACCUGACUCGGAAAGCACCGAAGGAAUUAAUGAAAGUCCGGAAAAGGAUAAGGAAUGUGAAAAAUGGAAAAAGCAGAAAUAUGAACAAAAGUACGUAAAAUACUGGGAAAGUGAAUUUAAAUGGUUAUCUGAGGGAACAAAAGGCUGUCAUUAUGCAUUCUGUAAAGUGUGCUCUGUAGAUGUAUACAUAGGGAAGAUGGGUAAAAGUGCAAUUAAAUCCCAUGCAAACACCCAAAUACAUACAAAAAACGCUGGAACGAUUUCAUUAAACCUAGUGCAACAAAAUAUUGAACCAUUAUUUAGUUCAGCAUCCAAGACUGCUGUUAUUGAUGCCGAGAUUAUGAUGGCAGUAUUUGUUGCGGAACAUAAUUUGGCAUUCCAAAUAAUGGGUCACUUACCGCAAUUCGUUAACAAAAUUACCCCGGAUUCGAAUAUUGCCAAAAAAGUAAAGUGUUCUAGGACGAAAAUGGUAAACAUUUUACGGAACGUUUUGGGAAUAUCUUACAUAGAAGAAAUUGUUGAUUUGUUAAACGCCAAUAAAUUUUCUUUAAUUAUUGACGAGUCCACAGAUAUAUCUUUAGUAAAAACCUUGUGCUUGGUGGUUAGAGUAUGUAAAAAUUGUAAAGUACAUGACUUGUUUUUUGAUUUAAUUGAAGUUGAAUCUGCAGAUGCUAGUAGUCUGUUUUCUGCUGUAAUCAAUAGUUUCACGAAGAAUAAUAUCAUGUACAAACAAAACAUGAUUGGUUUCGCAGCUGAUGGAGCCAAUGUUAUGAUGGGUAGGAAUCAUUCCGUAUCUACAUUAUUGAAAGCAGACAUAAAUGAUCUGUUCGUUCUUAAAUGUGUUUGUCACAGUUUUCACUUAUGCGCCUCAUACGCAUGCGAAAAACUUCCUGGCGAAGUAGAAGAUUUGGCGCGUAAUAUUUUCAAUUAUUUGAAGAGUUCAUCGAAACGUCUUAAAGAUUUUUCUUCCUUACAAUAUUUCUUUGAAUUCAAAGCAAAUAAAAUUUUACACCCUUCUCAAACGAGAUGGUUAUCAUUAUCUGCAGUCGUAAGUCGCUUAAUAGAACAGUAUGAUGUGCUUAUAGCAUACUUUUCUAUUGCAGUCAAAGAGGAAAAUCUACAAACAGCUAAAAAUAUUUUAACGUCGCUGAAAGAUCCUAUAACUAAAUUAUAUUUAUUAAAGCUCACAGAUACAUAA